Bombyx mori (domestic silkworm) is the source of this 1017-nucleotide messenger RNA. RefSeq lists its product as uncharacterized. Bases 1 to 1017 code for a protein of 338 amino acids. Lineage: Eukaryota; Metazoa; Arthropoda; Insecta; Lepidoptera; Bombycidae. The transcript has 5 exons. The record is from RefSeq and is a predicted model, not a curated record.
AUGGCAGAAAGAAUGCUAUUCUUGGAAAAGUUGAAAAAAGCGGCCAGUAAAAAUAAAGAAAAUGAGGAUCAACAUGAUUUAACGAAUAGUGAACAAGAAGGCAAUAAUUCAGAAGAAAAUAAGUUGGUUUCGCGACAAAGAUCACCAUCUACAUCGUCUUCAUCGUCAUCCUCGUCUUCUAGCUCAUCUUCCUGCUCGUCUUCGACUGCAGUAGAAAGUAAUUUACAAAUAGAAGCUGAACCAAAAACUAUCGAAUUGACCAAUAUUAAUGAUGAAAGUGAAGAAGAUAAGGAAGAAAAAGAUUUUUCAUCAGAUGAUAGUAUCGCAGAUCCUCAUUAUCAGAUUGAAAAGAAUGAUUUAUCGUCAGAUUCGGAUGAAACAGUAGAACAGAAUGAAGAAGAAAAUAUUUCACAUACGCGAAAAGAAUAUAUUGAUGGAAGUAAGACUAUUGCAGAUAUUUAUAGAGAUUAUGUGAAACAAUGUGAAGAGAAAAGAGAAACAAGUGCUAAUUAUAUCAUGUUUAAUAGAAUAUUUAAUGGAGAAUUUAAUAUAGCAUUUUACCAACCUAAGAAGGAUCAGUGUGAGGACUGUGUUGCCUAUAAUAACGCAACUGGAGAAGAUAAAAACCGACUGAAGCCGAAAUAUGAAAACCAUCUAAAAGAAAAAGAGCUAUCAAGAAUAGAGAAGGCAAAAGACAAGUCAGACGCAGAAGAUAAAGAAUCAACUAUAGUAGCGGUUUAUGACUUACAGGCUGUGAUGCCAUGUCCUAGGGGAGAUGUGUCAAAUUUCUACUAUGUUUCAAAGGAAAAGAGGCCGUACCAGAACAGCUUGGCGUCGCUCAGUAAAGCAGGAACUGGGCGUCUUGAGCACGACGUGGAAGGUGGUAGAACAUGCUACCCAAGACCGAUGCAAAUGGAAGAAUUUCAUUCGAGCCCUACACCCCAGCAGAAGAUAAUAGGAAAAAAGAAGAAGAAGAUGCGGGACUUGAACACCGAUUUCAUCAAGACUACACUUUAA